Danio aesculapii is the source of this 1318-nucleotide messenger RNA. It is a transcript of the gene tmem19, whose product is annotated as transmembrane protein 19. Bases 140 to 1201 code for a protein of 353 amino acids. The transcript has 8 exons. Lineage: Eukaryota; Metazoa; Chordata; Actinopteri; Cypriniformes; Danionidae. The record is from RefSeq and is a predicted model, not a curated record. Gene Ontology annotation, cellular component: membrane.
UGCACAGACUGACAUUAAGAGACACAAAUCACACAUUUCCUCUGCUCGGCGCAACCCGUAGGUGGCGCUAUUGACUUUGUUUUGUCAGAAAAAAAGGAACUAAAGCUCCUGAUUGACGGAUUGCUAUCCAGUAGCCUACAUGAAGCGGAAAAUUUCCACCAAUCACGUGGCUCUUGUCUCCUCGACGAGCAUGCAGUUUGAGGAUGGUAUAUUAAUGAAGGAUUACAUGACGAUGAUAAUGUAUAUGGUCGUGCUGUGUUUCACGCUGGCGAUUUCGUUAAUGUUUUGGGUCCUGUCCCUGACUGCCAGCACAUACUACGGCACUCUGCAGCCAGUUUCUCCAUGGCGGUGGCUGUUCUCAGUGCUGAUCCCGCUCUUCAUCACAUUUCGAGCCUUUAAACGCAAGAGUCUUGAUCAUGGCGGUGCCAUAGGAGCGAUGCUGGUUGGCUUUGUUCUUACUAUGGCCAACAUGAGCUUUUUUGCAGUUUUGCUCACCUUUUUCAUCACAUCCACCAAACUAACCAGGUGGAAGGGGGAGAUCAAAAAACAAAUCGACCCGGAUUAUAAAGAAGGUGGCCAGAGGAACUGGUUGCAGGUGUUCUGCAAUGGAGGAGUUCCCACAGAAUUGGCUCUGCUCUACAUGAUUGAGGCCGGUCCCGGCGAAAUAGCCGUGGAUUUCGGAAAGCAAUACUCCGCUUCGUGGAUGUGCUUGUCGUUAUUGGGAGCUCUGGCCUGCAGCACUGGGGACACCUGGGCUUCUGAGGUCGGUCCUGUGCUUAGUAAGAGCAAACCCAAGCUGAUCACCACCUGGAGAGACGUCCCAACAGGUACCAAUGGUGGAGUCACUUCUGUUGGGUUACUGGCCAGUUUUUUGGGUGGAGGCGCAGCGGGGGUAGCGUACUUCUUCAUGCAGCUCCUGUUGGUGAAAGAUUUGCAUUUAGCAGUUUCUCAGUGGCCUCUCGUCUUGUAUGGAGCGAUAGCUGGGUUGUUUGGUUCACUGCUGGACUCACUCCUAGGUGCAACCAUGCAGUAUUCAGGUUAUGAUGAAUCCAUCCGCAAAGUUGUGAGUUACGAGUCUCCAAGUGUCAAACGCAUAUGUGGGAAACCCAUCCUGGACAACAAUGGAGUCAAUCUGUUCUCCUCGGUCCUCAUAGCUCUGUUCCUGCCUGGGUUUGCUUGGAUUUUCUGGCCUAGGCCUUGAAUAAUGUGAUUUUGAUGUGUGACGUGUCCCUUUGAGGAUAAUUAGCAAUUUAUGCUAAGACCAAUACCAUUGUUAUCCACUGAAUUUUAAGAAUUAAAAUCAAAAUAAUUUUAUAAA